UAACAUCCAUUACAGAACUCCGCAGCACAUGCAAUUAUCAUCUCCGUCUCCAUCUUCCAAUUUGUUCUUGGUGCGCGACCAGUACACCUAUAUUCUCUAUUUUUCUCGCUGUUGAGAUCUGAAAGAGAGAGACAUCUUCCUUCUCCACUUCCUUACACGCGCCACCAUUAUGGCCGCUCCGACGAUCCCAAUCUCAAACCCUCAGUCCCAACCACAAACGCAACCACCAAUCGCCACACCUGCCUUCCGCGCGUUCCUUUCACGCCUCUCCUCCUCGAUCCGCCAGAGCUUCUCUCAACGCCGCCCGUGGUCAGAACUGGUUGACCGUAACUCCAUUUCCCGACCCGAUUCCCUCUCUGAAGCGGCUUCCCGGAUCCGUAAAAAUCUGUCUUAUUUCAAAGUCAAUUAUAUUACCUUACUGGCAAUUGUACUCGCCCUCUCUCUUUUGUCUCACCCUUUCUCUCUGCUAGUCCUUCUCUGUCUUCUUGGCGGAUGGAUCUUUCUCUACCUAUUUCGACCGGCGGAUCAGCCUGUGGUUGUUCUCGGUCGAACUUUCUCAGAUCGAGAAACCCUAGGUGUUUUGGUCGUAUUGACUAUAGUCGUGGUAUUUUUGACUAGCGUUGGCUCGCUUUUGAUCUCUGCUUUGAUGAUUGGAUUGGCAAUUGUUUGUGCUCACGGUGCGUUUAGAGUGCCUGAGGAUCUGUUUCUUGAUGAUCAAGAGCCUGCAAGUGCUGGGUUCCUCUCUUUCCUCGGCGGUGCCGCGUCCUCCGCCGCCGCUGUGGCUGCUCCCGCGGUUGCCUCACGUGUUUGAUGCGGCUUCACUCAUUCGUAUGUUUGAUUAGUGCUUUAGUACAUUUGUUAUGAGCAAAAAGUGAAAGAUUCAUUUUUGUUUCUUGGCUGAUCUUAAUGCAAUUAAUUGGAUUAAAGUUUUGUAGAUUAAUCUAGGAUUGGAUGCUAUCUUAGAUCUGAUUAGUUGAUUUGCACUGUAACUUGGAUUAUUAUGGUGGAUUAUAUUGAUUCUGAUAUUGCGUUAUUUACUUCAAA
Jatropha curcas is the source of this 1044-nucleotide messenger RNA. Its product is annotated as PRA1 family protein B3. NCBI's taxonomy places the organism in Eukaryota, Viridiplantae, Streptophyta, Magnoliopsida, Malpighiales, Euphorbiaceae. Gene Ontology annotation, cellular component: Golgi apparatus; endoplasmic reticulum. Gene Ontology annotation, biological process: vesicle-mediated transport. The record is from RefSeq and is a predicted model, not a curated record.